Molecule: messenger RNA, 1758 nt
Organism: Erpetoichthys calabaricus (reedfish)
Lineage: Eukaryota; Metazoa; Chordata; Cladistia; Polypteriformes; Polypteridae
Gene: rnf214
Product: ring finger protein 214
Exons: 15
Coding region: 111-1583 (490 amino acids)
Molecular function (GO): ubiquitin-protein transferase activity
Source: RefSeq, a predicted model, not a curated record
CAGCUUCCUAACAAAGAGGCGGGACUUCCGGCGGCGGUUCGCAAGAUUGGCGGAGAAACUUGGUGCUCUCCUAGCUGAAGGUAGAGCUUUCCGAGCCGGUGCUGUUUACAAUGUCUUCGGAUGUUAAUGAGGAAGAAGGAGAAAACACGAGGGAAUCACACAUUUCCAACAGCAGCACAAUAUCCCAGGCUGUUGAAUGGGACCCAGAGAAACGAGAUGACGACGGUUCGGAUGGCUUUCCCGAAAAUGGAGAGGAUGAAGAUACGAUAACUGAUCUGACAGAUCAGGAGUUUGUUAUAAACCGUCAGACAUCGGAUAUUGGCCUGCAGACCGAGUGCAGCACAGCAGAGGUUGCUAUAAACACAAUUGAUGGAUAUGAGGAGCAUAUGAACCAUGUGAUGGCAGAGCGGGCAGUAUUACGAGAACGCUGUCAAGAAAUUCUUGACAAGCAGAUCCAAGCUGAAAAGCAACAGCAGCUGAGAAUGCGUGGCCUACAGCAACAGAAAGAAGAAUGUAUGAAGCGGUACCAGGAAACACUUGGACAAAUCCAGGAAGUGACCACAAAGCUGGAAGAAAACCGUAGAAGAACGGAGAAGGAAAGACGAGAGGCUGGAACACGUGAGCAGGAGAUGAAGAGAGAAUACAACAGGCUAGAGGAGACCGGGCGUAGGCUUCGGCAGGAAGAGGAGCAAGAGAAGAAUAAAGUGGUGGUGUUAAUAGCAGAACAAGCAGAAGAGAGGGAAUCCUGGCAGAUAGAGUUGGCGGAACUGCGUCAGAAGCAGGCAGAAUUGAAUAUGACUACACAGGAAGAGAUUGCAAGAGCGAUGGCUGCUGAGGUUUCAACUCUGGAGUGUCAAAGGGAAUUGGCAAUGACCCGUAUAGAGGAGUGGCUCAGGGCAGCAGAACAGUACCUCAGUGGUUUGCGGUUGGCACCAACUUCAGUUGAGCUCUUGCAGUUAAAGCAUGAGUGGGACACACAGAUUGGGCGUGUUCGAAUGGAAGUGACCAGCAUGCAAAACCUUUUCAACAGUCAGAUACAGCUGGUGAGGAAUGGUAACAAGCUAGACAGCCUACCCAGCAUUAUUGAGCCUGUGCUUUGGCCAGUGCCAAGGCCUCCUUCCCCUGUUGCCCCUAAACAGACAUUCCAGAAUACUGCACCCCAGCAAGCCAGCAGCAAGCUUGAGAUCCUACUGGAGAAACUAAGUAGCCGCUUUCCUGGCCAUACCAGGGACCAGUUGACAGCACUACUUCACCAGAUCAAAAAGGACCGUGGUACAUUGGCAGGGCUCUCUGUGGAAGAGCUGACACAUCAAGUGGCUCAGAGGGUGGCAGAAAGUGACCAGCAGAAUCGGGGACCCACCACCUUUCCACCAUCAUAUUUCUCCACUGCAGCUUUCCGUUCUCAGCCACCCCGGGUGCCAGCUGGUGCCAGCAGGAAGCUAUGUCUGAUGUGUCAGAAUGCAGUGCAGCCUGGUGAUCUGCACCCUUUGAGUUGUUCUCAUAUUGUUCACAAAGAGUGUAUUAAAGUGUGGGUGCAAUCCAGCAGAAACAGUGGCUGCCCCUUUUGUCCCAGCAAGGCAUAGAUCUGCUGAGGAAACAGGACUGCAGCAACAUAUCCUUCCUCGAGCAGGACUGGAGGAAAUGGAUCUGCCAUCAAAAGAAAUUUUGUCAGACUCACGAGCAGGACUGUCAUUGGGAUUUUAUUAUUUCUUUAAAUAAUAAGGUCAAAACAGACACAGUAAAAAUGCCUUCCCUGCA